GAAAGUGAGCUGCAGAAAAAUCAUGAGAGUACCAGUGUAUUACAUUGCCAUACUUCUCUUUUGCUCCUCUUUAUUGCUGAUUAUACAAACAGCCACAGCUAUUGACACCAUAAACACAACUCAGUCCAUUAGAGAUGGCGAUAACAUAACUUCAUCUGGUGGAAACUAUGUGUUAGGGUUUUUCAGCCCAGGAAAUUCCAAACACCGGUUCUUGGGGAUAUGGUAUGGCAAAAUAUCUGUCCUGACUGCUGUUUGGGUUGCCAACAGAGAGGCUCCACUUAACGAUUCAUCGGGUGUUUUACGGCUUACAGACGAAGGAAUUCUUGUCCUUCUCAAUCGUACCGGGAGUGUAAUUUGGUCUUCAAACACGUCAACACCAGCAAGGAAUGCAGUUGCACAGCUUUUGGAUUCAGGAAACCUUGUUGUGAAAGAGAAGGGUGAUCAUAACCUAGAAAAUCUCUUAUGGCAGAGUUUUGAACAUCUCAGUGAUACAUUGUUGCCAGAAAUGAAGCUAGGACGGAAUAGAAUAACGGGCAUGGACUGGUACAUUACAUCAUGGAAGUCAACGGAUGAUCCUUCGAGAGGUAACGUCUCAGAAAUCCUUGUUCCUUAUGGAUAUCCGGAGAUACUUGUGAUGGAGAAUUCAAUUGUGAGGCAUCGGUCAGGACCGUGGAACGGCCUGCGAUUCAGUGGUACGCCUCAGUUGAAACCAAAUCCCAUGUAUACAUUUGAAUUUGUUUAUAAUGAGAAGGAGAUAUUCUACCGAUAUCAUGUUCUUAAUAGCUCAAUGCUUACAAGGCUCGUGGUAACUCAAAAUGGCGAUAUCCAGCGCUUUGCCUGGAUUUCUCGGACACAAAGCUGGAUAAUUUAUCUUACAGUAAAUACUGAUAAUUGUGAACGUUAUGCCCUAUGUGGUGCAAAUGGUAUCUGUAGUAUUGACAAUUCACCAGUGUGCAAUUGUUUGAAUGGAUUUGUACCGAAUGUUCAAAGCGAAUGGGAGAUGAUGGACUGGUCAAGCGGUUGCCUUAGAAGGACUCCACUAAAUUGUUCUGGAGAUGGGUUUCGACAGCUCUCAGGUGUGAAGUUGCCUGAGACUAAAACAUCAUGGUUUAACAAGAGUAUGAACCUCGAGGAAUGCAGGAACACAUGCUUGAAGAACUGCAGUUGUACAGCAUUUUCAAAUUUGGACAUCAGGAAUGGAGGAAGUGGGUGUUUGCUCUGGUUUGGUGACCUGAUUGAUAUCAGAAUUUUCGUUGACAAUAAGCCAGACAUUUAUGUAAGGAUGGCAGCUUCUGAACUAGAUAAUGGUGGCGCUGUGAAGAUUAAUGCUAAAUCCAAUAUGAAGAAGAGGAUCAUAGUAAGCACUGCGUUGUCUACAGGGAUUCUAUUCCUUUUCCUAGCCUUGUUCUGGUAUAUUUGGAAAAAAAAGCAGCAGAAAAAGGGAAAAGUCACAGGUAUUGUUAGAAGUUCAAUUAACAAUCCAGGAGAAGAUCUUGAUUUACCGUUGUUCUAUUUGGAUACCUUGACUCUUGCUACCAAUAACUUUUCAGUUGACAACAAGCUUGGAGAAGGGGGUUUCGGAGCAGUUUAUAAGGGGACUUUGAAAGAUGGACAAGAAAUAGCUGUGAAGAGGCUCUCUAAGAAUUCAAGACAAGGACUUGAUGAGUUCAAAAAUGAAGUCAAAUACAUGGUGAAACUUCAGCACCGGAAUCUGGUGAAGCUUCUAGGUUGCUGCAUUGAAGGCGAUGAGUAUAUGUUGAUCUACGAGUUCCUGCCUAACAAAAGCUUGAACUUCUUUAUUUUCGAUGAAACACACAGCUUGAAACUAGAUUGGCCUAAGCGCUACAACAUCAUCAAUGGGAUUGCUCGUGGACUCCUUUAUCUUCACCAAGAUUCAAGACUAAGAGUAAUUCAUAGAGAUCUAAAAGCAAGCAAUGUUUUAUUGGAUUACGAAAUGAACCCAAAAAUCUCAGACUUUGGCCUGGCUAGAAGUCUUGGAGGAAAUGAAACCGAAGCCAAUACAAAUAAAGUGGUUGGAACAUAUGGCUAUAUAUCCCCUGAAUAUGCCAUUGAUGGACUCUACUCGCCAAAAUCCGACGUCUUCAGCUUUGGAGUGCUGGUGCUAGAGAUAUUGAGUGGGAAUAGGAAUCGAGGAUUCUGUCAUCCUGACCACAACCUCAACCUUCUGGGGCACGCUUGGAAGCUGUUUACUGAAGGCAGGCCUUUGGAACUGGUUUCGGAAUCAAUAGUUGAAACUUGCAAUUUAUCUGAAGCGCUCCGUUUGAUUCACGUGGGUUUAUUAUGCGUGCAAGAAAAUCCAGAAGACAGGCCAACCAUGUCAUAUGUGGUUUUGAUGUUGGGUAAUGAAGAUGCCUUGCCUCGGCCUAAACAACCUGGUUUUUACACUGAAAGGGAUUUGAUUGAAGCAGCUUAUACAUCAAAUUCAAGCCAGAGCAAACCAUAUUCGGCUAAUGAAUGCUCGAUUUCGAUGAUAGAGGCAAGAUAAAUUGCUUUUGGUGCUGAUGUUUUGUGUGGUCAUGAAGUUCUUGAUCGGUUAUUUCUAGAAGCUAUAGCGACUUCCAAGUCCUCCUUAUGUUUGUCAUGAUACCGUUAUAAAUCUAUUCCAGGGAAUGAGAGUUUGAUAAUCUUGUUAUGGUAAGCGCACUCAGUUGCGCAUUUUCAGGAAUGUCUUCCACUACACUAAACUUUGUGUAGUUUAAGGAGACGAAGUAAGAAAUACUACUACUAGGUAUAGGCAUGAUAGUAGAAGUAAGUUGACAAAAGGCUUCUGUAUUGUAGUAUGUCUUCCCCAAUAAUAAAAGGAACGCAUGGUAUGUGAAGAA
Messenger RNA from Populus trichocarpa (black cottonwood), 2843 nucleotides. Its product is annotated as G-type lectin S-receptor-like serine/threonine-protein kinase At4g27290. Lineage: Eukaryota; Viridiplantae; Streptophyta; Magnoliopsida; Malpighiales; Salicaceae. The transcript is spliced from 7 exons. The record is from RefSeq and is a predicted model, not a curated record. Bases 23 to 2506 code for a protein of 827 amino acids. Gene Ontology annotation, biological process: recognition of pollen; protein phosphorylation. Gene Ontology annotation, molecular function: protein serine/threonine kinase activity; ATP binding.